AUGACCUCUGGGCCAACGACGACCCAGCUGGGCCGUCAGUUUUGGGGCUCGAUUCGCAGUUCCGUUAUAAUCCUCACCGAAAGACUCCCAACACGACGCCCGCUCUCAAGUCAACCAUCUGCGGGGCAGUCCUUAUUCAACACAACACACAGCCAGAACGCCCGUUUCUUCCACACUGCCCGACGAUUCUUCCAACCCUACCCCGCGCGGGUCUCACCCAACAAUGUCCGAAAGAGCUGCACCUCGGGCGGCCUUCUUCUGCUUGGAAUAAGCUCCAGUCCGGCAUCCACGAGCACGGUUGUGACGACAUGCACCGCAGCGGCAGACUUGGUACUCGUUGGCAGCUCCGGACAGAGGGCGAAUCUAAGCUAUCUGGUUAAGCAAGCAUGGCGUCGGAGUCGGCAAGCCAAAGGCGGACCGGGGCGUGCUGUAGGGUCUGACACGAGGGCGAGUAGCUCGGGGAAUUCGGGGACGAAGGGGGAAGGGGAGAAGAGCAAGUUGGUUUCUCCGAAGCAGGAGCCCGAACCACCACAACAGACACCCGCCGGGCCACCGGCCCCCGGGACCCCCGAGCACGAGUCUUUGGCGGACUCAAUGUCCAAAUACCUGCAUCUCCCGAAGAUGCCGCACCGGCCAACAAAAGAGGAGCUGCUUUCCGCGGCCAGCGGGUUCCGCGAACGUUUGAAAGUACGGUUCAAAUGGUUCUCUAUCAGGAGCAUGCGGCCGUGGAAUGCAGACGAAUGGGGAGCAUUCGUUUCAUGGUUCUUGUUUGGGCACCUUGUGUGGAUUUUGGUCGGAACCACGACCUUUUUCUCCCUCAUUAUUCUCACCAUCAACACCGUUUUCGCGCAGGAAACUCUUGCCAAGUGGAUCGGUGACUAUCUCACCCAAUCAGCCGGCCUCACUGUGGUGUUCGAAUCGGCCAUCGUGCCGAAAUGGAAAGACAACGUCAUCACUUUUCGUAAUGUUUUUGUCUCUCGGCGGCCGGGUCAGGGGAAGUCCACUGUGAAGAAGGGAUCUUCCAACGCUGCCGCGGAAGCGGCUGCCGCAAGGAAGGCAGGCCUGGACGCAGCCGUGGAGGAAGAAGACGACGGCAAUUACACGCAGUUUGACGUGACAAUUGACACGGUCAACGUUACUUUAUCGUUCAUCAAGUGGUGGAACGGCAAGGGCCUUCUGAAAGACGUCGAGGUCAAGGGCGUCCGAGGCGUGGUGGACAGGACAUCGGUUCAGUGGAAUGCUGAGCCCGUGGACCCGCUUACGUAUCGGCACGAACACAACCCAGGAGAUUUCGAGCUGGAUCAUUUCAGGAUGGAAGAUUUGUUGGUCACAAUCCACCAACCAAACGGGUUCCGUCCGUUUUCCGUCUCCAUCUUCUCCUGCGAGCUCCCUCAACUGAGGAAGCAAUGGCUCUUCUACGACUUUCUCUCUGCGUCACACAUGUCGGGUUCGUAUGAUGGGUCACUGUUCACUAUUCACCCUCGUCAAAUACACGGCAUAUCCUCUGCUAAGGAGCGGCGCCAGGACGAAUUCGGCGAUUCAUCUGUUUGGAAGAAGUUCUCUCGGUUGCGCAUAGAUGGGCUCAAGAUUGACCACCUGAACCGUGGCGUUGAAGGGCCGUUUGGCUGGAUCUACGAAGGCAACGUGGACAUCGUCGCCGACGUCAUGUUCCCGACCGACCCCGCAGAGGGCAUCGGCAAAGUGGUGGCUGAGUUUUACGACAAGAUGGAAGAAGCUGUGACAAGCAACCGCUACAUCCAAAUCCUCGACAACACCAACGUCCGCAGCCGCAAACCCCAACCAAACACCAUUGAUAAUUAUGCGUCGGGCGUCUCAGUCAACAACGACAUCAACGCCAUGCAUUAUUCCUCCCCUCUCGAAGAGGCCAUCUCCACCACCGCCCCCAGCCCACCCUCGUCGUCACCCGCAGAAAAAGCCGGUGACGAAGCAGAACAACAACAACAAGAAGAAGAAGAAGACGCACCCUCCUAUCUCGUCAUGGACAUGCGCAUCCACCUCAACGACGUGCGCGCCGCGGUGCCGCUCUUCAACAACCCGCACAUCAGCUACGUCAACCAGGCCCUGGUGCGGCCCAUCGUCGCCUACAUCAACGCCAAGCGCACCUACAUCCCCAUCACCUGCCGCAUCGUCAAGCGCCUGCAGGACUUUGACGGCGCCUGGACCGUCUGGGACUGCGGCCUCAUGGACGACACCAGCGCCGAGAUCUACUCGGCCUUUGCCCAGGACGUGGUGGAUCAGCAGAGCCGGGUUCGUCGCUUCAAGCGCGUGGGGUUAUGGACUGUCAGUUUGGUGGUGCAUGCGUUGCUGGCGGGCGUGGCGGGGGAUUUGAUGUAG
Chaetomium globosum CBS 148.51 is the source of this 2355-nucleotide messenger RNA. RefSeq lists its product as uncharacterized. Gene Ontology annotation, biological process: mitochondrion inheritance. Bases 1 to 2355 code for a protein of 784 amino acids. The transcript has 2 exons. Gene Ontology annotation, cellular component: mitochondrial inner membrane. The record is from RefSeq and is a predicted model, not a curated record. NCBI's taxonomy places the organism in Eukaryota, Fungi, Ascomycota, Sordariomycetes, Sordariales, Chaetomiaceae.